UGCUUAGUGAUGAUCAGGAGGGAAACUUCUGAAGUGAGACAACAUAAACCCACUCGCAAGCAAUCCAAUCCAAAUUUUAAUUACCCAAGUUAUGAACUGCCAUUUCAAAGAUUCGGUUUGGACUUUUCAAGCGAACUUACGGAAUCGGCUUGGACUUUUUCUCGAAAUGGAUUAGUGAAAUUGGCUUGGGCUUUCUCUCGAAACAGACUUGCAUUUAACAUUGAAGAAAUGAUUUGCAAAGUCACUAAUUAUAAGGUUCUCAGAGAAUUGCCCUUACAAAGGACUUCCGU
This is a messenger RNA of Funneliformis caledonium, 290 nucleotides long. The record is from the annotation of a GenBank genome assembly. NCBI's taxonomy places the organism in Eukaryota, Fungi, Glomeromycota, Glomeromycetes, Glomerales, Glomeraceae.